UUUUCACUUGCUUCUUGAACACAACUAAACAUACAAUGAAGCACAUUAUUGUGGCAUCACUGUUAUUAGCAGUCGCUUGCAUUGUUCAAGGAGGCGAGGCUGAUAAGAAAACGAAUGCAAAAAGAACAAUCAGCAGCGGAAUUAGUGGUGGGGGAUCUGAAAAAACCGUGGGCGCCAGCAUUUCCAUUGGUGGAGGCCAUCAGUCUGGGGGCGGCAAUGCCCUUGGAGGAGGUCAGCAAUUAGCAAGCAACGGUAUUGGAGGCGGUCACCAGUUAGGAGGUAGCAGCAUUUCGUAUGGAGGAAAUCAACAAAUUAAAGGUGGUAGCAUUUCUCAACUGGGAGGAAGUGAUAUUUCCAUCGGGCAUGGGUUACAAGCCGGUGGUAGUUCCCUUGGAGGAAGUCAACAACAAUUCAAAGGUGGCAGCAUUUCUCAACUGGGAGGUCAUCAGUUUAGCAGCAGCAUUCAGCUAGAAGGAGGGUUCCAACCCAUUAUCAGUGGUCACCAAUCUGGCGGAAGUGUUGCUUUGGGAGGAGGGUACGGUGGAAGUCAGGACAUUGGUAGUCAAUAUGGUUACGGAGGAGGAAUCGGCGGUGGCUCAGGAGGCGGUUUCGAAGGUGGCAUCGGAGGCGGCUUCGGAGGCGGCAUCGGAGGCGGCAUUGGAGGAGGUAUUGGAGGAGGCAUUGGAGGAGGUAUUGGAGGAGGCAUUGGAGGAGGCAUUGGAGCAGGCAUUGGAGGUGGUGCUACCGUCAGCACCGUAACCCGAACCGUUCAAGUUCCCGUACCACAACCUUACCCAGUCACAUUCACACGACAAGUGCCUGUACCUGUUGCACAACCUGUAGCUGUCCCAGUACCACGCCCAGUUCAGGUACCCGUACCAGUACCAAGACCUGUCGUUGUGCCAAGGCCUGUACCCGUAACAGUUACACGUCGAGUACCAUACCCAGUUCAAGUCCCAGUUCAAGUACCAUUUCCACAGCCCGUGGGUGUACCUGUUCCACAACCAGUUCCAGUUACUGUGCCACAACCUGUUCCAGUUCCAGUGCGUCAAACUAUUGUGGUUCCUGUACCACAGUAUGUCUCAGCCGGGGGUGGUAAUGGAGGAGCUGGAGCCGGUCUAGGCGGAGAUGGCAGCGGAAUUUCCGGCUUAGCUUUUGGCGGUGGAAAUGCUUACGGAGGUUCUCUUAGUUUGGGAGGAGGUUCCGGACAUGGGUCGAUCACCUUACAACCAAUUUCGGGUGCACAGUACGGUUCCAUAAGUAGUGGAGGAAAAUCUAUCGACCUGUCUGGAGGACAAUUAGGUUCAUAUGGAUCUCUACAAUCUAGUGGUGUAGAAGGAAAAUCAAUUGAUCUAUCUCGAAUUUCGUCAGGAGGUUACGGCAGUUCAGAAGGUUACGGUAAUUCAUUGCCUUUAUCUUCUGGAAGUGGUGGUAGUAAAUAUAUUUCCCUGUAUGGAGACGUAAGCUCCUCGUCAUCUGGCCUAGAAAAUGGUGGCGGCAAAUUAAUUCAACUCUCGGGCAUUUCAUCGGGUGGAUAUGGAGGUUAUUCGUCUUUAGGUUUGGAAGGCGCUGGAGGAAAGUCAAUUCAGUAUUCUAGUCUUUCAUCUGGAUCAUCUGGUUUGGAAAAUGGAGGAGGAAAAUCAUUCCAACUUGGUAUUUCAUCCGGUGGAUACGAAAGUGCGUCCGUAGGUCUGCAAAGUGGCCCAGCUAAAUCUAUCGAUCUGAGCGGAAUUUCCUCUGGAGCAAGUUCAAAAUACUAAACAACAAAAAUACUACCUGCUUGUCAUAACGUCAUCGUCACCCACUCACAAAUUUAAGCUGUGAUAACUCAUUUUAACUUUGUUAACGCUACCUUCUUUAUACUUGUAAAAAAUAACACAAAUAUAUUUUAUAUAAAAAUUAAA
Zophobas morio is the source of this 1904-nucleotide messenger RNA. RefSeq lists its product as uncharacterized. The coding region runs from base 36 to 1760 and encodes 574 amino acids. Lineage: Eukaryota; Metazoa; Arthropoda; Insecta; Coleoptera; Tenebrionidae. The record is from RefSeq and is a predicted model, not a curated record. The transcript is spliced from 2 exons.